Molecule: messenger RNA, 4375 nt
Organism: Drosophila busckii
Lineage: Eukaryota; Metazoa; Arthropoda; Insecta; Diptera; Drosophilidae
Gene: Br140
Product: peregrin
Exons: 4
Coding region: 206-4303 (1365 amino acids)
Biological process (GO): regulation of transcription by RNA polymerase II
Cellular component (GO): MOZ/MORF histone acetyltransferase complex
Molecular function (GO): protein binding
Source: RefSeq, a predicted model, not a curated record
UUAAAAAUUCGCCAGAAUUCGCAAGCGAGCACAAAUUUAACAAAAAAACGCGUUGAAAUAAGACAACUGCGUACGUUGCUCCAAUAACAAUAAGAUGUACAUAUAAGUAGCGUACAGCACGCAGACACCCGGUCACCCUAUUAACAAUAGCAACGCCUUACGCCGCAAAGCACACGCUGCUGCUGCUUGCAGCUGCAAAAGCGCAAUGGGACUCGACUUUGAUGUCGUGGAGUACUGCCGUGGCGUAAAAACAAAACAAUCCCAGCCGCCAUUUGGUUGUCCAGUGCGCGACUGUGAUCGAAGCUAUAAGACGCUAGCCGGCCUGCAGGGCCAUCUAACCAACUACGAUCACGACAAUCCACAGCCGUUAACGCCAGUGCUAAAGCCAAACAGAAAAAAGGCGCGCUCCGCGAGAGCGCUGCAUUCAACGCCCAAAGACAAUGGAAGUGGUGGUGCCAACUCCGAAGGUGAAAAUGGCUGCAGUAACAGUCGCAGCAAUGCGAAUCCCGAGUCGUUGGUUUGCUAUAAUGAGCAGGAGGAGACGGUUACCUUUAACAUCGAUGGUAAAAGUGUGCGCCUGGGCAUAGAAGAGCCAUUGCCCAUGGUGGAUGAGGAAGAGUUCGUUCGGCUGGUUGAACGUGGCUGCAUUUUGAAUGCGUCUGCCGUGCCGCUGGAGCAGCAGUCAGCUUGGGCACAGGUGAAGCCCCCAGUGGCGAAUGUGCGUGAAAUCGAUGACUACAAUGUGCCUGAUGCCCCGCCACGACCCUUGGCCUACUAUCGCUUCAUAGAGAAGUCGGUCGAGGAGCUGGACGGAGAAAUAGAAUACGAUGUAGAUGAGGAGGACUCUGCCUGGCUGGAGCAUAUGAACGAGCAGCGUGCCAAGCUAAAUCUCAAUGCGGUUAGCAUAGAUACCAUGGAGCUGCUAAUGGAUCGCCUCGAGAAGGAAUCUCAUUUCCAGGCAGCAGCCAAUGGAACGCCCACGGGCGUGGAGGUGGACGAUGAUGCAGUCUGCUGCAUUUGCCUGGACGGCGAAUGUCAGAACACCAACGUGAUACUCUUCUGCGACAUGUGCAACCUGGCGGUGCAUCAGGAUUGCUACGGCGUACCCUAUAUACCCGAAGGCCAAUGGCUUUGCCGACGCUGUCUGCAGUCGCCCAGCAAACCAGUCAAUUGUGUGCUCUGUCCGAACGCAGGAGGCGCCUUUAAGCAAACGGAUCACGGACAAUGGGCGCAUGUGGUCUGCGCCUUGUGGAUACCCGAGGUGCGCUUUGCCAACACGGUAUUCCUUGAGCCCAUUGAUUCCAUUGAGACAAUACCAGCGGCGCGUUGGCGCCUCACCUGCUAUGUGUGCAAGGAGAAGGGCUUGGGCGCCUGCAUACAAUGCCAUAGAAACAGCUGCUAUGCCGCCUUCCAUGUAACCUGUGCGCAGCAGGCGGGUCUCUAUAUGACUAUGGAUACGGUCAAAGACGGCCACAACGAUAGCUCUAUGCAUGUGCAAAAGUUUGCCUAUUGCCAUGCGCACACGCCCGCGGAUGCCAAGCUGAAGACAAAUGUGCCGGACUUUGAGGAUACGCGCCAGAAGAUGCGUGAGGCACGCAAAGCUCUGGCCAAGAAACGUUCCACUGCGCCCGUGGUGCUCAUACCCACGAUACCGCCAGAGCGCGUGCAUGAGAUUGCGAGCAUGGUGCAUAUGCAAAAGAAGAAAGAGUUUUUGGACAGGAUUAUUGCGUAUUGGACGCUGAAGCGGCAUUAUCGCAAUGGUGUGCCGCUGCUGCGACGCUUACAGAGUCAGGGCAACAGUCAUGGCAUGUUGCAACGCAACGGCAUCGAAGGCUCGCCGGACACUAAUGAGCUCUACCGGCAGCUUAAAUAUUGGCAGUGCCUGCGCCAGGAUCUGGAGCGUGCGCGUCUGCUUUGCGAACUGGUGCGCAAGCGUGAGAAGCUUAAGGUGGCCUUUGUCAAGAUAUCGGAGGAGGUAGUUAUGCUGCAACUGAAUCCGCUCGAGUCCGCAUUAGCCAAGCUGCUCGAUGCGCUCGAAACGCGCGAUACGAUGGAAAUCUUUCGCGAGCCCGUGGACACUAGCGAGGUGCCUGACUAUAUGGACAUUGUGAAGCAGCCCAUGGAUCUGGGCACAAUGCGCACCAAGCUCAAGGACUGCAAAUACAGCACGCUGGAGCAGAUGGAGGCAGACUUUGAUCUUAUGAUACAAAACUGUUUGGCCUACAACAACAAGGACACGGUAUUCUAUCGUGCUGGAAUACGCAUGCGAGAUCAGGCGGCGCCACUGUUUGUGCAGCUGCGCAAAGAAUUGCAGCGGGAUGGACUGCUCGAGCGUAGCCAGCGUACGCUAUCAGAUCAUGUGGAGCUGGAAGUGGAGCAGGAGCUGCGACAGCUAUUGUCAGCGGUGCCCAGUGAGGAUGUGGUACAAAAGCUGCUCAUACUAGCAGACAAAUCGCAGGUACUCAAGAAUCCCAGCUACCGGACCAAGAAGAUUAAGCAAAUACGUCUCGAGAUUACACGCAUGCGCAAAUCCUUGCAGAAGUCGCGUUUCCAAGCGCGCCAUGCGGCACAGUCGCAGAGCGAGGACGAGUACACGCCUCGUGUUGCAACGCCGAAACGCACGCGUCAGCGUCUUAAUAGCAGCGCCAUGGACUUGGACGAGUCACAGGAUCAAGCUGAUGAAGAAGAAGACGAAGACAGCGAGGAUGAUUCACUGGCUGAGGAGGAAACCAGCAAGCUGGGUUCGCACUUAACGCAAACACCGCCCUGCAGUCCCGUCAAGAGUCUCAACAACAGCAGCAGCUCACCCGUUGGCAUCAAUCGCAGAACUGCCAUUUUGCUUACUCGUAAGGCUCAGGCAGCGCUCAAGCGUCCCACGGAGCCGCUGACGACGCCCGUUAAGGAGGAGCAACAUAAUUCACAGUCCUCCAGCACGCAGUCCAACAGUUCCAAUGCCACUGCUGCCACCGCUGCCUCCAGCACGCUUAAUGCCAACACUCCCACUGCGGUAGCAGGCAAUAGCUUUGGUCUCAAUCAUGUGGCUGGCGCUGUUGCAGCGCCGUCCGUGCUAGGCCUAAGCCAAAAGCUAAGCACGAGUCUGGUCUCCAAGUCACCCAAGCGUCCAGCGCGCUAUCGCCGCCUGCCUUCCAUGUCACCAAAGAAGUCGCCCAUACCUCAGGCCAAUGCUGUAACGGAGGCGGCAGCAGUAGCGACGACGACGACGACGACGGCGGCGUCGCUUCCCUUCGAGCGCAUACCCGACAGUUUUCGAGUUUAUCGCGCCAACAAUCAGCGUGAUGUGAGCGAUGAAAGCGAUGAGGCACCCUCCCAGUCCAGUAGUCCCUGCAGCAGCUGCUCCGACUUUAGUAUGAGCGGCAGCUGCUCCGACUUUGACAGCGAUGAGGCUAGUGAUGGCGAUGAUGCGGACUCGGAUAGCGUUAGAGCGCAAGGGCUGCAGCAAGACGAUUGCACGACAGACGCCAUGGAUCUGGAGCAUGGCAGUUUGCAGUCAGGCCAGCGCAAUGGCAACAUGGCCAUAAGCAGCGAGGACAGCAGCGAGGAGAGCGAAGAGGAUGACGAUGAGGAGCAACAGCCGCUGGGCAGCGGCAAGCCACGUGUAACACGUAACACGCCCACACCGCUGCAAGGGCGUGGCAGUGCCAUGUCAGCCGCCCGUGGACGCGGCAAGCGGCGCAGUAAUCUCAGUGAAUCCACCACCAGCUCAACAGCAACGCCGCCACCGCGUGCCGUCAAGCUGCGAGCAGCGACGCCCAAUGCCUCGCCGCUGGUGAAUAACAUAAAGUCGCGACGCAGCACCACGACCAGCGCCAUCAACAACAACCGCAGCAACAAGCAUGCUUAUGAGGAGGCCGAGCAUGAAUCGGAGUCCACAAUGACGCGCGCAUCGAGAGCCACGCUGGAGCCGCUGCAGCUGGUCUGGGCCAAGUGCCGCGGCUAUCCCUGGUAUCCAGCGCUAAUACUUGAUCCCAAAACGCCCAAGGGCUUUGUCUACAACGGCGUGCCGCUGCCCGCGCCGCCCACCGAUGUGCUGGCGCUGCGUAAGAAUUGUCUGGACGAUGUGGUCUUUCUAGUGCUGUUCUUCGAUGUUAAACGCACCUGGCAGUGGCUGCCGGCCAAUAAGCUGGACAUACUCGGCAUAGACAAGCAGCUGGACCAGCAAAAGCUUGUGGAGUCGCGCAAGCCGGCGGAACGCAAAGCCGUUAAGAAGGCCUAUCAAGAUGCGUUGCUCUAUCAGAGCCAGGUGUCCGAUUUGGAAGGACAGGGCCCGGAUCCCAUUAUGUGAAAGCUGUUUGCCUGUUUGCAGCUGCAGCAACCCGCCUUGUAAUUAGUUAUCGCUAAACGAUCUAUGGUUAUA